This is a messenger RNA of Racocetra persica, 861 nucleotides long. The record is from the annotation of a GenBank genome assembly. NCBI's taxonomy places the organism in Eukaryota, Fungi, Glomeromycota, Glomeromycetes, Diversisporales, Gigasporaceae.
AUGAAAGCUCUCAAUUUUCUCUUAUCUAUCUUGAUCGUCUUUGCUGUUGUUGUUCGUGCAACCGAAGAUUAUGAUGAAAAAAACCUUACAUGUGAAAAGCUUUUCAAUGUAUCCUCUUGCAGUGAUUGUCAAAAACUAAUCUUUCACGAUAUCAAGCAAGAUGAAAAUGAUUGCCCAGCACCCAUUAGAUUUAUUAAAGAAGUCGUCAAAGUAUUUAAAGAGUCUGGCAAAGAAAAGGCUGAACCCUAUAAUACUACUUAUUUCAAGAAAGGAUUAGAAAGUUAUUGUGAUCAACCAUUCAAUUGUAAUCCUCGAACCGCUGAAAAAUAUUGGACAAAAAUUGAACAUGUUUGUGCUAAAGAAUUGAGUUAUAAAGUAGAUUGGAGCAGUGACCCUAGAAAGGUGGAUAGAACUACGCUUCUGGUCUAUGGCACUUUAUUGAGUUAUUAUUUCGGAAUUCCUGAACACCAUGCUUAUUGCUAUAAGUCUCCGAACUCUGAUGAAUUGUGCGUGGCUGAAAUUUACGAGAACGUCUUGGAGUAUGUCAAGAAAGCCACUAAAGAAGAUCCGAACCCUAUUUUUUCCUUAGAUUUCAAAUACGUUUUCAAGAGUGAUGGUACGAAAAUACCCAUUCCUAAGAAACUUUUAUGCGAUGAAGAAUGUUACGAAACAGUGGUUAAAAUGUACAAAUCUUGGAUCAAACAUUACAAAUUAAGUCCCAAAGUAGUCGAAAAUCUUUUCGGUUCUGAAGAUGCAUUUAUUGACUAUAUUAGUUGUAAAGCCGAUGAUAAACGAGAUGUUGUCAGAAGAACAUCAGGUUCUUACUUAUCACCUCUUCGUCUUCAUUCUUUAAUUAAUUGA